CCUUGUGACCUGGUGCCCAAGUGAAAGCAUGGGCAACUGGAUCAUCGACCACGGGCCGUCGGCGCUCAUACUGCUUGUGUGGACGGGCAUCAACACGUUCCUCUUUGUGUAUUUCUACCUGUUCUAUGACCGAGGGGAUCGCUUCUUCUACACGCGCCACAUCAUAGGGUCGGCGCUGUCCUGGGCCCGAGCUCCGGCCGCCGUGCUCAACUUCAACUGCCUGCUUGUCCUGCUGCCCGUUUGCCGCAACUUGCUGUCCCUGCUGCGGGGGUCCUUCGUGUGUUGUGGAAGAUCUCUGAGAAAACAACUGGACAAAAAUCUCACUUUCCACAAGCUAGUGGGCUAUAUGAUUGGAUUAAUGACAGCUGUACACACUAUCGCCCAUUUGUUCAACGUUGAGUGGUUCACCCGAAGCCGACAGGGAGGGUUCGACAUUCUCAGCACUACCCUGUCCAGGCUUGGCGAAUUAGAAAAUGAAACGUACCUGAACCCAGUUCGCGACCCCAAUGCUACUCCAACCUACGUGGCAUUCACCACCAUCGGUGGGCUCACGGGAGUCAUCAUCACCCUGGCGCUCAUCCUCAUGAUCACCUCGUCUAUGGAGGUCAUCCGUCGCAGCUACUUUGAGGUGUUCUGGUACAUCCACCACCUGUUCAUCAUCUUCUUUGCUGGCCUGGUCAUCCACGGUGCUGGGCGCAUGGUGCGUAGUCAGACUCCUACCAACCCGCCACACAACUUUACCGUCUGCAAAGAUCAGCCACUGGAGUGGGGGAAGGUCCCGGAGUGCCCCAUUCCACAGUUUGCAGGAGGUUUUCCACAGACCUGGAUGUGGGUGAUUGGCCCGAUGUUCCUGUACCUCUGCGAGCGACUGCUACGCUUCAUCCGCUACUUGCAGUCUGUGACCUACAGGAAGAUCAUUAUGCGUCCGUCCAACGUGCUAGAGCUGCAGCUGGUCAAGCGGGGUUUCAAGAUGGAGGUGGGCCAGUAUAUCUUCAUGAACUGCCCUGCCAUCUCCCAGUUGGAAUGGCACCCGUUCACUAUGACAUCCGCCCCCGAGGAGGAUUUCUUCAGCGUGCACAUCCGCUCUGUUGGGGACUGGACUGAGAAACUCAUCAAAAUGCUAGAACAGCUCCCGGAGGGGGCUCAGGGACCAAAAAUGGCUGUGGAUGGACCAUUCGGCACGGCCAGCGAGGACGUGUUUGACUAUGAAGUCAGCGUGCUGGUUGGCUGUGGGAUUGGCGUGACGCCCUUCGCGUCCAUCCUGAAAUCCAUCUGGUACAAGUUCAAGCAGUCGAGCCCCAAGCUGCGGACAAAAAAGAUCUACUUCUACUGGUUAUGCAGGGAAACGCAUGCCUUCGAGUGGUUUGCAGACCUCCUGCAGGUGCUCGAGAAGGAGAUGGCAGGAAGGGGUAUGGAAGACUUCCUCACAUACAAUCUGUACCUCACAGGAUGGGACGAGAAUCACACUGCCCAUGUGACGGUUCACUUUGACAAAGACACUGACGUCGUCACGGGUCUCAAACAGAAGACCUACUACGGCAGGCCGAUCUGGGACAAGGAAUUUCAGGAGAUCCGCAAAGAGAAUCCCACGUCAGGGGUUGGCGUGUUCUUGUGUGGUCCAGAGACCCUGGCCAAGACUCUGGAGAAGAAAUGUGUGAAGUACUCGGAUGUGGAUCCUAGAAAGACGAAUUUUUACUUCAACAAGGAGAACUUCUAAGGAGAAACCUGGUUUUGUUAUUUAUAUCUGAAUACAGUUACACGUUGUGUGUUGAUGAAUUUGUGACCCAAGAUGUCCGUCAUCAUUAUAAGCAUUCUGUGGUUGUGAAAUUGUAGGCUCCAUUACUGUAACUUGUGCAGUUAGAAACUAGCUCUGCAUAAAUACAUUAGAAAGUUUUUUCUUUAAAAGUGCUUAUUACUAAAAGAAAAAAUUAGAUCAAUAUGAUUGUGUU
Scleropages formosus (Asian bonytongue) is the source of this 1949-nucleotide messenger RNA. Its product is annotated as cytochrome b-245 heavy chain-like. NCBI's taxonomy places the organism in Eukaryota, Metazoa, Chordata, Actinopteri, Osteoglossiformes, Osteoglossidae. Gene Ontology annotation, biological process: defense response; superoxide anion generation. Gene Ontology annotation, molecular function: superoxide-generating NAD(P)H oxidase activity. The record is from RefSeq and is a predicted model, not a curated record. The transcript has 13 exons. Gene Ontology annotation, cellular component: plasma membrane; NADPH oxidase complex. The coding region runs from base 29 to 1717 and encodes 562 amino acids.